UGAUCUAGUUUAUUGCAUCACUCUCUGUCUUCAACCAUUUCCAGCAUUUGGUUGCAAUACUCUCUUGUCCUUUCUUAGUUCAACAUUGAUAUUCCUCUCCAAUGGCUACCAUCAUUUUGAGGUCUAAUGAAGUGGUUCAUGCCUUGGGCUUGUUUUGCAUCUUGCUGUUGGUGCACAAGGGUGAUGCCUAUGAAUUUGUAGUUGGAGGGCAAAAGGGUUGGAGUAUCCCAAGUGACCCCAAUUCCAACCCUUACAGUCAAUGGGCACAAAAGAGCCGAUUUCAAGUAGGAGACUCCCUAGUGUUCAAUUACCCAUCUGGCCAAGACUCAGUGAUCCAAGUAAGUAGCCAAGACUAUGCAAGUUGCAACACUGAUGCAUACAGUCAAAAAUUCUCAGACGGCCACACAGUCAUCAAUCUCAACCAAUCAGGGCCUCACUUCUUCAUCAGUGGAAACAAAAACAGCUGUCUCAAAAAUGAGAAGCUGGUGGUGAUUGUGCUGGCAGACAGGAACAACAAAAACACAAACCAAACAAGCCCUCCCUCUCCUAAUUCUCCUUCUCCUUCUCCUUCACUUUCAACACAGUCAUUGGCUCCUUCACCAGCACCUUCUCAGCAAGUGGCUCCACCUCCACUUUCUCCAGUGGCAGCUCCUCCUCAGCAAGAGGCUCCUUCUCCACCAUCUCCAGCCACAAAUAACCCCACUCCAGCUCCUGUUAGUGAUCAACCUUCUCCUCCUUCUCCUCCUCAUAAUGCUGCUUCUUCAAUCUUGGUCAACUUUGCUUGUUCUGUUGGAGCGUUCAUUGCUUCAGUUCUGGUUUUUUCUUUCUGAGUGGAGUGUAUGUGAUAUGAGUGGUUCAGUAUAAUUUUUUAAUUUUUUUCCACAUUUUUCUUAAUUUUUUAUGGAUUCUUAUACUUUGAGUUCAGUAUUAUUAAACUGGCCUUUUGGUCCAAAGUUGGGAUGCUAUUUGAUAUUUGUUUGUGAAAACUGAGAAAUAAGCUGACAAUAUAUGUACCCUUUUGUGUGCUUCUUACUUGAUGAUUGUAAUUUGUAAGAAUAUAUUCUAUACGUUGAACUUUAAAUAAAUAAAACCAUUUUUAAUUGUAA
Molecule: messenger RNA, 1106 nt
Organism: Glycine soja
Lineage: Eukaryota; Viridiplantae; Streptophyta; Magnoliopsida; Fabales; Fabaceae
Product: early nodulin-like protein 1
Exons: 2
Coding region: 102-830 (242 amino acids)
Cellular component (GO): plasma membrane
Molecular function (GO): electron transfer activity
Source: RefSeq, a predicted model, not a curated record